Molecule: messenger RNA, 920 nt
Organism: Dermacentor andersoni
Lineage: Eukaryota; Metazoa; Arthropoda; Arachnida; Ixodida; Ixodidae
Molecular function (GO): serine-type endopeptidase inhibitor activity
Source: RefSeq, a predicted model, not a curated record
AAUAGAAAAACAUCUUCCAGUAACGACAGCUGCGUCUUCCAAGAGAGGGGUGUUUUAGACAAUUCUCCAGCCAUGGCGAUGUUGCUGUUUACUCUCCUUACAUACUGUAUCGUUUGCUUCACACCAAGGGAUGGUGAAACAGUGUCAAUAUCUCUAAAAUGUUCAUCGAUGCCCAGUGAUGUUGAAGAUUGCGAUAGUCCGACUGACAAGUGGUUUUAUAAUAAAAAGGAAAAAAAAUGCGAAAAUUUCAAGUACGGCGACUGUCCGAGGAAUGAAAACAUCUUUGACGACGAAACAACAUGCAAAACGACUUGCGCGAACGCAAUCACAGGACCAGAAGAGAACGAGACGGGCACCGGCACUGUCAAAGGAGGCAGAGGUGGUGAAUCGCCAGCGAAGACAAUUGGCACUGUCAAAGGAGGCAGAGGUGAUGAAUCGCCAGCGAAGACAAUUGGUUCAAAGGGAAGCUACACGUCGAAAACGAAAAAACCCAAGAAACCAAAUAAAAGACCCGUCAGUGGAUCUAAAUCGAAGCAAGGUUCAUUAAGAGCAAAGUGCGUAGUGAGAGCAAAAAAAGGUUCAUGCGAUGAUUACAGCGACAUGUGGUAUAACAAUCCCGGCUUCUACACCUGUAGCCGUGUGCCAGAAGGGUGGUGCCCAACGCGCAGUUCAUUCUUUGAAUCCUGUGAAGAGUGCAUGGAGAAUUGCCAAAAAACCAGGAUAAAGCAAUGCGACUUUAAGAGCUGAACAUCCACAACAAGGAAGCAGUUAUAAUGUACACUCUUCACUUGAAGGGUACCGUGAUUUGUACCAAGUGUUAAACCAAUGUACUGCACCUAAUGACCGAACAGAAAAGACUUUUUUUUUAUUUCCGCGUUGAGGAUACCACAAGCUCGCUGAAAUAAAUAAAUUAUCCGUGC